Armigeres subalbatus is the source of this 1024-nucleotide messenger RNA. Its product is annotated as histidine protein methyltransferase 1 homolog. Gene Ontology annotation, biological process: peptidyl-histidine methylation, to form tele-methylhistidine. The record is from RefSeq and is a predicted model, not a curated record. The transcript has 4 exons. Gene Ontology annotation, molecular function: protein-L-histidine N-tele-methyltransferase activity. The coding region runs from base 99 to 971 and encodes 290 amino acids. Lineage: Eukaryota; Metazoa; Arthropoda; Insecta; Diptera; Culicidae.
UUGUACAUGGAAAAUGACAGUUUUGCCUCAAUCCUCAACUCUGUGAAUCGCACGUGUGAUGGCAUUUAAUAAAAUAACGUUGAAUAUCGUUCGAAAAAAUGUUCAAGUUUUCUUUUAAUCAACCUGAUGAAACCACUGAAACGAAUGAUUCUGCAAAAAAACCAGAAAUACAUUCGGCCGGAUAUGAAUGUGAAGAAGUGCUACUCAGCGAUGAGCUGAACGACGGUAUCAGCAUCAACCCCGACAACCUGCAUGUAUUUCCAGCCAGCGAAGAUAUCCUUGUGGAAUACCUGAAUUGUUUAUCCAUACCGAAGGAGGAGCUCGGUCUGGACAUUCUGUCGGCAGAUAUGGACCAUUCCGAUCUGGUUCCCGGUCGCUAUGAGGGUGGACUAAAAGUGUGGGAGUGCACAUUCGAUCUUGGCGAACUGAUGGUAGGAAAUGAAAAGUACACUAAGCUGUUCAAGGGCGCGACAGUGCUCGACUUGGGAUGCGGCGCGGGAAUACUUGGGAUAGUGGCCGUGAAGUUGGGGGCGUCCAAGGUGGUCUUUCAGGAUUAUAAUAGGGAAGUAUUGGAGAAAGUCACAGUAAAAAACUAUUCUUGCAACUGUCGUGGCAGUGCUGGGGAAGCGGAGGAAAGAAUGUCUGAUGAUGCGGAAGUGGAAUUCUUCUCCGGCGAUUGGUCUAGUUUUGUUGAUCACGUUGAACAUCAGUACGAUGUGAUAGUGACUUCCGAGACCAUCUACAGCUCGGAUAAUUAUGCGAAGCUAAUCAAUUUGUUCAAGAAGAAACUGAAACCCACUGGUGUCAUAUUACUAGCAGCCAAAACCUACUACUUUGGUGUGGGUGGAAACAUGAGAUUGUUUGAGAAUGCACUGCAGACGGACGGCCAUUUUUCAUCCUCCAAGAUUUGGGAAUGUAAAAGUGGUGUCAAACGAGAAAUAUUGGAAAUAACAAUAAAAUCAAAUGCGUAACAUAUAAUAAUUUUCGCUAUUUCAACAUUCGUACACAACACAUUUAUAACUAA